Molecule: messenger RNA, 2052 nt
Organism: Marasmius oreades (fairy-ring Marasmius)
Lineage: Eukaryota; Fungi; Basidiomycota; Agaricomycetes; Agaricales; Marasmiaceae
Exons: 12
Coding region: 1-2052 (683 amino acids)
Biological process (GO): protein desumoylation
Cellular component (GO): nucleus
Molecular function (GO): deSUMOylase activity
Source: RefSeq, a predicted model, not a curated record
AUGGCAGAACCUCCUGUCAGACUUGCUAGCAAGGAACGUGAAGAGAGACUUCAAGGCAUUAAAGAGCUGAGUAUUAUAAUGUCAAAAGAACAGACUGAACUAGAGCCCAAUAGAUUGAUGGAGAAUGACUAUGAAAGCGAUGAGGAACAAGCAUUCUUUAACAAUGAUCAUAGUAGAUGGCUAGACAAAGACUAUCUCAUGAGAAUGGAUGAGAUUGUGGGGAUGGCAGAGAUUCUAAAUGAGCUCUGUAGCUCUCAAAAUUUUGGAACUCUAGUUUUUACAGACUAUAUUUUGUCUGUUGGAGAGAAAUUGUUGGCAAACAGUACUCUUUCAAUCCAAGAGAUGGAAGGACCAGUUAAACAAUGCUGGCAUAUAAAAGUGGGGUUUUCAGAACCUUUAACUCAAGUUUAUCUUCUCCAUCAUUUGAAAGCGCAAAGCCACUAUGUGCUAGUAGAAAUAAUCUAUCAAGAAGGGGGGAAAAUCCAUUGGAACAUCUAUGAUAGUCUACACACAAUCCAAAACCUAGAAGAAACUCUAUCAGAGAAGGACCGUAAAAAGCUUUUAGCAGUUUGCGGAAAAUUCAAUAGCAAUUUUGAAGAUGCAAAGAAGCAAUCUUCUAAAGUCGUACACACUGGGAUCCAAAAAGAUGGUACAUCCUGUGGUUUUUGGAUCAUUCUACUUGCAAUCAUCCUUAUCAAACGGAAAAAAUACGAUAAGCGGUUAGCAAACAGCUUGCAAAAAGUUACCAAUGUUCGGGAACUUCUAUAUCCAAUAUGGAGUGCCUGGAUAAAUGCAGAACCAUCAAAGCAAGAGGGUAUUCCAAAGUCUUAUUUCGAGGCUAUUUUCAAAAUUAUAACUCCUUCAAGCCAUAAUAAUAUAUUCCAAGAUAUUGGAAAAUCACAUGCUGUUUUAAAACCAAACUGGUCUGGUUCUGGUAGUGGAGGAGCACAAGAUGUUAGGAACAAUAAUAUCUUAUCAAUAAGGACACAACAAGAUCCUAAUGAGGUUAUCAAGUCUACAGAAGAUGGUCCAGAGAUUCAAUCCUUGCCAGAGCCAUUAAGCUUGAAUUUCACUCCUAAUGAUGCUAGAGCAUAUCUGAAAGAAAUACCGGAAAUUGUGGCAAAAAUGAAGAUUCAGAAACUUCAAUGUACAAUUGACAAGGUUGUUCUAGGAGAGGCAGACCUACACAGGCUUCAAGAGGGAACAUGGUUGAAUGAUGAAGUUAUCAAUUGCUUUCUCAAACUCUAUCCUUUUUCUGCAAGGACUCAGUUUAUUGACUCCCUUCACUGGGAAGGCCUUCAUGAAAAAUGUAGUCAGGCUACAGUAAACGAGGCAUUAUUGAAGGAGGUUAAAAAAUACAAGUUCAGAAUCAUAGAUACAGAGAAAAUACUGGUUGCUAUUCAUCAAAAGGAUCAUGCCCAUUGGAUAGCAGGUGUUGUGGCGCUUCAUUCUCACACAAUAACAAUCUAUGAUAGUCUAUGUUCGGAGACGGCAAACUAUGACUGGCAGUUCUCUAUAUAUGCCUCUAUUUUUCAGACAUUUCGCACUUGGAUAGCCAUGAUUCACAAAGCUCAGAAGCUCAGUAUUAACUGGGAUGAGUGGAAUAUGAUACAUUGUCCAGAAGGUCAAGCAUCCCAGAGUAACACAUAUGACUGUGGUGUUUUUGCUAUCGGAAACAUAAUUCUAGCAGAUCGGGGAGGGCAAAAUCAUCUUCUAAAUCAAAGCUACAUUAUUGUAUUGCGUGCGCAAAUAUUGAAGAUUCUUCUAACUAGCCAGAAGAAGGCUGCCAGUAUCCGAAAAAGUUCCAGAAACAAAAUCAUAGAACCAGCCAAGCAAGUAACUCCCGUUCGCAAAGAGAAGCAUAAGGGUGGUUAUUAUGCUUAUCUUCCUGUGAACCCAUUAGAGAACCCAUUAAACAACAAUGUUAUGGAACUGUUGACAAGUACUGAAAUGUCAUCUUUGCGCAAAGAAGAAGAUAUUGAAGGGAGUAGACAUGAAGUUGGGAAGGACAAUGAGGCUGAUUCCCCUUUAUCUAGUAUUUUGGAUAAGUAA